This is a messenger RNA of Varanus komodoensis (Komodo dragon), 1328 nucleotides long. RefSeq names its product hydroxysteroid 17-beta dehydrogenase 2 (gene HSD17B2). The transcript has 5 exons. Gene Ontology annotation, molecular function: oxidoreductase activity. The record is from RefSeq and is a predicted model, not a curated record. NCBI's taxonomy places the organism in Eukaryota, Metazoa, Chordata, Lepidosauria, Squamata, Varanidae. The coding region runs from base 1 to 1164 and encodes 387 amino acids.
AUGGGCCUGCCCAACUCCGAAGCAGAUAACUCCUUGUUGGUCUACAUGGGAGCAACUGUGCUCUAUGGGGGAACGAUUCUUUAUGCUGCCAAGAAGAGCCGGAUCGAGAAACCCACCCCCUUUGUCUGGGGCCUCAUCUUGCUUUUUGCUUUGGGGACUCUGUGUUUCACAAUGCUGAGAAGCUACCUGGGCUUGACUUUGUUCUCGGUGGUGUGCCUCAUCUACUGUGUUUCCACUUCUCUUCAAACCAUGCUUCCCGUGGACCGCAAAGCAGUGCUUAUCACAGGAACUGACUCUGGCAUUGGGCACCAACUUGCAAAGUACCUUGACCAGCUGGGAUUCACCGUCUUUGCCAGUGUUUUAGACCUGAACGGGCCCGGAGCAGAAAACCUGAGGAAGACGUGCUCAGAGAGACUUUCUCUCUUGAAGCUCGACAUCACCAAGUCUGAGCAAAUUAAAGACAUGUUUCUCGCCGUGCAAAAGAAGUUGAAACAUGCAGAUCUUUGGGGCUUGAUCAACAAUGCUGGGAUACUGGGAUUUGUGGGAGAUGGGGAAUUGCUAUCCAUGCAUUCCUACAAGCAGUGCAUGGAUGUCAACUUCUUUGGUCCCGUUGAAUUGUCCAAAACAUUCUUGCCAUUGCUCCGGACAUCCAAAGGAAGGCUAAUUAACAUCUCAAGCAUGGCAGGCGGGGUCCCAAUGCCAGGCAUGGCUGCCUAUGGAGCAUCGAAAGCAGCACUGUCCAUGUUUUCUGGCGUCUUGAGGCAGGAGCUCUCGAAAUGGGGCAUCAGAGUCUCUGUCAUUCAACCGUCUGCCUUCAAAACAGCUAUUCAGGGAACACCUGCGCUUUGGAUGCGGGAAGAACAGAUCCUUCUGGAGAACCUCACCCCAGAUGUGAAGAAAGAUUAUGGAGAAGAUUACAUCCUUGCACUGAAAACAACUCUCCCUUUCAUACAUUCUGUAUCCUCAUCAGACUUCUCGCCAAUGCAACGUGAUGUUUUACAUGCAUUACUAGCAAAGUAUCCACGUGCUUUGUACACACCAGGCAAGAAUGCAUACAAAUGCAUCUUCCUUUUCUCCUAUUUCCCAGUCUGGUUUUAUGAUUUUUGUAUGAGCAAACUAUUGAAAUUCCCAGUGGUGCCCAGCACUCUCCAAACAGCAGAAUGAAAAGACAAGAACUUGUAAGCAGAAGGCACAAACUAUCUGUACUCCAGGCAGCCAUGGAUAACAUAGCCAUUGCUUGAAAGCUUUGGAUCCCUGUGUGAUAUAGCCAGUUCUGAGUGCUGGAGAUCUCAGACCAUUGUUGCCAUUAUCUGCUACUCUUGAAUCCU